Molecule: messenger RNA, 1301 nt
Organism: Drosophila obscura
Lineage: Eukaryota; Metazoa; Arthropoda; Insecta; Diptera; Drosophilidae
Exons: 2
Coding region: 88-903 (271 amino acids)
Cellular component (GO): myosin II complex
Molecular function (GO): myosin heavy chain binding
Source: RefSeq, a predicted model, not a curated record
CAUACCCUAGUACUUUAUCCAUUCACAAAAUUCGUCUUGUUUUAGAUUUUAGAUUUUUUUUUGGUUUCCAAAUUAUUGUUCAGCGUCAUGCAACGCAAGAGUCAGCUGGCUCAGGCAGCCGUCAAACAAAGGCCCACGCCCGAUAUCGGAUGCUUUCACAAGAAAGCGGAGCUGUUGGAGAUGCUGCCGCUGGUGCACAGUCUGUGGGAGAUGUUCAACAUGUUCGACCCCGCCGAUUCAACUGGCAUUCGAGUCGGCGAUGUGGGCCACUGCCUGCACGCCAUGGGACUAGCUCCAAUCCAAUUUUCGCUGCAUGCCAACAUGCCCCAGAGCUGCCAGAAUCGGCUUAGCUUCGAGAAUGUGCUGACGAUGUACUGCAAAAUGGCCAAUGUGGAUGGUGGACCCAAGGCCCCAGAAGUGCUGCGGGCCCUGCGGGCUUGGGAUGUGGAGCAACGCGGCAUCAUUCCGUACUCGGAGCUGCGCAAAAUGCUCACGACAAUUGCCGAGCCCAUCGACGCGAGCCAUGUCUUUGGCGUGCUCGAGUGCGUCACUGAUAUCGAGGGCAAUGUCCACUACGAGGACCUCGUGGCGAACAUGUAUGCCCACGAUGAGAAUGCCAAGGAGACGCUGCGCCAGGCGCACUGCUAUCUACAGGCCCUGGGCCGCAACGCCGUCGACGUGGACAUGGUGCUGCAUGACGAGUUCAUCGAUGAUCUGCGCGAGGCUGAUCCGGACCGCAGCGGCUACAUCGCGCACAGCAAGUUGCUAGAGCUGCUCAAUCGCAAUGAGAACUCCUUCACGGCGCGGGAGCUGGACAUCAUUACCGACACCACGAAGUCCAAUGCGAGAACCGAUAAGGGCAUCGACUAUCAUCGAUUUUUGCGCUACAUCAUGGACACAUAGUGGGGGCAGUGCACCGAGAAGGGUGACACUUACUCGGCAUAACAGUGCUGCCAAAUGGCAGAGAAACUGUUAUACGCUCAAUGGGCAGCACUUUGCGUAGAAUACAUGUGAAAUGUAGUAUGUAGAUAUAGGAAUGUACUGUAAACUAAAAUGUGGAAUAUAUUCCAGGCUCCGCUUUAGCUUAUCAUGUCGCCAGAUGGCGCUUUAGUGCCUCCAAGUGUAGAUCGUAUGUCAUUAAAUUGAAAUCUGUGUAGAGUCCACGAUAAGUAAGACAUAGAGAUGGACUGAAGCUGGUAUUCCCAUGCACGUAAGAAUCCAUUAAGAAUUACGAGUAAAUCUUUUUCUUAGUUGAUUUUUAAUUCCGCCCGCAUUCUAUUCGGAUGUUCCGCAUAGUAAAU